This is a messenger RNA of Drosophila sechellia, 974 nucleotides long. RefSeq lists its product as uncharacterized. Bases 61 to 771 code for a protein of 236 amino acids. NCBI's taxonomy places the organism in Eukaryota, Metazoa, Arthropoda, Insecta, Diptera, Drosophilidae. The record is from RefSeq and is a predicted model, not a curated record. The transcript has 2 exons.
GACUGUUGUGAAACCUCAUAUAAAUACGUUAUUAGCAUAAAUCGUUCUGAACAGUCAGAAAUGAAGCCGCAAACAGGACGGAUCGUGAAGAGCAGUUCGCCGAGCUGGCUAUGUGCACUUAUGCCGCUGAUGAUCGAUGCAGUUUGCGGGAGAGCUCAGUAUGCAUCACCUUAUGGCAGUGCUUAUGCAAUUACCACAUCCAACUACGCCCAACCCAACUACGCCAAUCCAGAUGUGCAAUCGAUAUGGACGGGUCCGCCGAUCAUAGUGAAUGAUAAUAUGUACAGUGCCCAGGAACAGCAGCAGUAUCCAAAAAGUAAUGGUUAUUAUGGCGCGGAACCUUCGUUUAGACAACCAUAUCCAAAUUGGAGAAGGGAAGAGCCAACACGUGCUCCCAAUCACAACUACAACAAUGUGCCGGGCUACUUUUACUAUCAACAACAGGAGACUACUCCAUCAACACCGCUGCACUAUCCCCAAUCUAUUCCAGCUCAACUUCAGCCAUAUCCACAAAGGAAUCCGGAGCUGGAGACCAGCGAUUCGCGUCGCGAGGAGGAGCAAGUCGUCCAAAUUGGCGGCGGUCGCUCACUGGCCACAACUAACUAUCUAAAUACGUACAAUAAUAACGAGAAUUUCUAUGAACCCGCUCAGCCCUGGAGGCGUCGUGAUUACCAGGCCAAAUAUGCCCAACAUUUUGCCGAAUAUUUGCGUAAAUAUCCAAGACGCCUGCAGCCAGUUUACAACACCAACGAGGAUUUCGUUGAGAAGUAGGGGAAUACUCAGCAUUUCCCUCUGCGCAAAAAAACAAAUUGAAUAAAUCCCCUCAAGAGCCAUUAGGCUUUUCGUUGAAAGCGUGCCAAGAAAACAAUUUUGUCUGCACUCGGAACAGAUCAAUUGCAUCCGAUAAAGAUACAGAUGCAGCUGCUGUAGAGUCAACAUUCCAAAACAGUAAAUAUUGGUUUAUCCCUUCAAAA